AUGGCUCCUCCACAUCUACCAAACGAUGUUGUUCAGAAUAUACUUGCUUAUUUACCAAUUAAAGAUAUUUUUUCCUUGCGAAGAGUUAACAGAGAUUGGUAUUCUAUCUAUGAACAUGCCAUUAAACAACAUUUAUCUCUUUUCAAUGUCAAAAUAUCAGUUACGAUUGGACCACAAAAGAAAACCAUAGAACCCUCGCUUUCAGUUGCUCUCGAAUGUGUUGGUUUCGAUUUAGAUUCAAGGGUUUUUACUUUCACACCUAUCCCUAAUGCCAAACCCAUUUAUUGUAAACCAAAUCUGCUUCGUCAAGUAAAAAUAUCGUUUGACGAAUGGAAUACAAAAAAUAGUAACGGAAAUACUACUCCAUUAGAAGGUACUCUGGAAACUGAUGACAAUAGUUUGAAUAUAGGAUACAUUGAACAUCCAUCAGAUCCACAAGCUCAAGAGCUUUUAAAAUACUCAAAUCUUCGAUUCCACAAAUUUUAUGUUGAAGCUGAAAAAAAGUCUUAUUACUUAGAGGAGACACCUGAGAAAGAUGGAGAAAUUGAAACAUAUUUAGGUGAUAGAGAUAUGAUUUUAAAAUGUAAUAUCAAAGAUUCUGUUAUUCCUGAAGAAGAAAUUUUUGGUGUUGAUGAUGAAGAGGAAGAAGAUUUAGAAUCAAAUAAAUAUUCUUCUGUUGAAGUCGAAUUUGUUCAAGUUCUUACAUCAUGGCUUGUUGGAGGGACCACUAUAAAUAAACUUCCUCAAGAAUUUCAUAAACAAAUAUAUCCUCAAAGAUAUUGCCUUCUUGAUAAAAUCACUUCUGAUGAUAGCAUUUUGAGAUAUAAUCGUUAUUGUCCAUCAGUAUUAAAAUGGAUAUUAUCAGAUAAUUUAAAAGAUGAUAGUGAAACUAAGCAACUUUGUUUACAUCUUCAUGUUACAAAAGGAGAUUUCACUAUUCGAGAUAAAUUUGAAGAAGCUUUAGAAGAAAGAAGUAUUGACAGACAACUUAUGUGGAAGUAUUCAUUUGUUCCAAGAUUUUUCGUUGAUCCCGAAAAUUCUUCUGAUACUUUUGAACAAAUUUUAGAUAGAUUUUCCAGAUCAGUUAAAAGUGAAGAUAAAAAUAGAUCCCCAAAUAUGAGUAUUAAUAACAAAACUUCAAAUACAAAUAAGAGCACAGAUAAUACAGAUAAUAAUAGUAAAACUUCAAAUAGAUUUUUUGGUUUAAGACUUCCCGGAUUUUCAUAG
This is a messenger RNA of Diversispora eburnea, 1227 nucleotides long. Lineage: Eukaryota; Fungi; Glomeromycota; Glomeromycetes; Diversisporales; Diversisporaceae. The record is from the annotation of a GenBank genome assembly.